CUUCAGAGGGCUUUCAGUUCAAAGAUCCCUAGAGGGGAAGUGACUUUCUUUGCUUUUUCUUUAUGAAUUCAUUUGGAGUAAGAAUGGUCAACCGCAUCUUGUUGAAGAGUGUGCUGCUCGCUGUAACCUUGAUGGUCACUUCUGGAAUUCCAGAUAAGCUGUUUACUUGCUGUAAGAAAGUCAGCACCAGUGAGAUAAAGGAACCAAUAUUAACAUAUCGGAUCCAGCAGGCAGAUCCUCCAUGUGUUACUGCCAUAAUAUUUAUUACAGAAAAGGACCAUUACUGCAUUUAUAUAAAGGCUCCAUGGGUGAAACGGAAGGUUGCAGAGUUAAGUAAUAGAGCAAGAGCUUGGUUAUCUACUCCUAAGGUGGUCAGCUCAACGCCUCUGUCACCAUCAUCUUCAUUGCCAUCGUCAUCACCAUCAUCAUCACCAUCAUCAUCAUCACCAUCAUCAUCACCAUCAUCAUCAUCAUCAUCACCAUCAUCAUCAUCACCAUCAUCAUCACCAUCAUCAUCAUCAUCAUCACCAUCCUCCUUGCUCCUCUCCAUCAUUACAUCCACCACUUCUCCUCCCUCAUCGUCCGUAAUGCUACCUAAUUCCUCAUCAUCCCCAUCAUUCCUCUCUUCUUCUUCCUCCACCAUUGCAACCAGUGAGACUUUGACUGGAACCACAGAUGAGAAAAAACGAAUCUCCUCCACAACCAGCUAAGAAAAAGGAAAAGCUAACGUGCUUGUCCAUAUCCAAACUGAAGUCAAUCAGACUUAAAGAAUAGAGCGAUGCAAAAAUGUUAUUUGUUUCUUUUAUGUUUAAUAAUAAUAUUUAGUAAUCUCCCUGAUCUGUACAGGUACAUUAGUGAAUGAAAACUAUUAGUAUAUUUAUUUUUAAAGUCAAACUUUGUAAUUUAUGCGAAAAAUGUUAAGAGUUUUAAGUUGUUUUACCAAUUACCCGUUAACUUUUAAGUAAAUUUGUAUGAUAUACAAACCUUAUUUAGACAAAUAUCUCUGUGGUUAUUA
This is a messenger RNA of Cyprinodon tularosa, 1015 nucleotides long. RefSeq names its product putative protein TPRXL. Gene Ontology annotation, biological process: immune response. Bases 63 to 710 code for a protein of 215 amino acids. The transcript has 4 exons. Gene Ontology annotation, cellular component: extracellular region. The record is from RefSeq and is a predicted model, not a curated record. NCBI's taxonomy places the organism in Eukaryota, Metazoa, Chordata, Actinopteri, Cyprinodontiformes, Cyprinodontidae. Gene Ontology annotation, molecular function: chemokine activity.